CACUGUCAAUGAUACGAAUGAGGUUAAUGAUGAUUGUUGAAAUUGCAGGAGUUCGUCAGAUAUCCAACACUUUGUUGUUUACGAAUACUUUUUGAAACAAGCAAAAAAACAUUGACCAAUUUUGAAUUUUCGUAUUAUUUAAAAUUUAAAUUUAAAUCAAACAAAAAUUCGAAAUUUCGUUCGUCAAUCCCCCUCUCCUCCCGUACCCACACAAAACGAAUGUUGCCGAUUCUCCUAUCCGACGGCAUGGCAAAUCAGCUGAUUUUGUUUACUCGCAAGUUCAUUAGCAACACACAAGCAUCUGUUCGUGAUAGCAUGUUCACGUGUACUUUGUGAGUAAUAAUUCUUUACUUGAUUGUGUAUUGUUAUGUGGCGUUGUUAGUGAUUUUCUCAUUAUGUAGACCAAACGGCAAAUCAAUCGCGUUAUAAAUCGUAAUUCGGUUAUUCGGGUUUUAAUUGAUAAUUAGUGGAAGAGAUAUCAAUGUGAACCAUCUUCGAGGACAAAAAAUGAAACAUCAUAUGCGAGAUCGUUUAAUGGCUCCUCGAGGAUUGAAACAAUUCUGGUACAUACUUUUACCACCUACAAUGAUUAUAUCCCUGAUCGUAGUUACCGGUUCGAAGGGAUAUCUGCUGGAUAAGAAAACACCCUCGCAUACGUAUGCUCCGUCAGUCUGCGACGUUAGUGGUAGUUUAAUCAGCAACUCGGAGAUAAAUUCUUCGUUACGAGCAAAACUGUUGACACCAUACAGCUGCGGAUUUGGUACAAUCGGACCAACAGCAACGGCUUCACCAUUUUGGCUAGCUACUUGAGAAGGACACGUGUACUUCUUCCAGGAUAUGAACGCGUGCCACUCAACUUAUGUAUCAGCAGAAUGACGUGUUGAAUAAAUUCAAUUGUUGCGGAGUCAAUUCUUACGAAGACUGGAUCCACGAACACAAUGCUGUACCAAGAAGCUGCUGUGCCCAUAUGAAAUUCUGCAGUUUGCCCGUUGUCAAGCAGAAAAUCGGCUGUUACGAGGCUGUCAAAAUGGACGUUUUCAGCAAUUGGAACGCUAUGAUUAUGUUCAUGUUAAUUUUCAUUUGUAUCAAGGUAAAGCAACUGUACCCUUAUUUAUUCAUCGUUGUUAUUUGGAAAAGAAAACCCCAUCCGAUGCUUUUGGAUUUCUAGUUAACUAUGUUAAUCAUGUACAAAUGCAGCGAAAUUGCACGUUCUGCUCAAAUCGAGAUUGAAUCGAGGAAAGAUGAAAAUAUCUUUGACAAUUAGGUGAAAAAAAUGAGCAAAUAUUGGCUUCAUUAUUGUUUAAUGAAUAAAAAAGUAUAAAAACUGUU
Planococcus citri (citrus mealybug) is the source of this 1329-nucleotide messenger RNA. RefSeq lists its product as uncharacterized. The record is from RefSeq and is a predicted model, not a curated record. The coding region runs from base 508 to 810 and encodes 100 amino acids. NCBI's taxonomy places the organism in Eukaryota, Metazoa, Arthropoda, Insecta, Hemiptera, Pseudococcidae. The transcript has 4 exons.